Messenger RNA from Camellia sinensis, 1904 nucleotides. Its product is annotated as Haloacid dehalogenase-like hydrolase (HAD) superfamily protein. The record is from RefSeq and is a predicted model, not a curated record. Gene Ontology annotation, biological process: deoxyribonucleotide catabolic process. Gene Ontology annotation, molecular function: 5'-nucleotidase activity. Lineage: Eukaryota; Viridiplantae; Streptophyta; Magnoliopsida; Ericales; Theaceae.
UGUAUGUAUGUAUGUAUGUAUGUAGGUUGUUGUUAGGAAAGGAGGAAAGUCGGUUUGGGGGUUGCUGCGAGGUUGCAUUCGCCUUCUUCCCCCAUUUCACGAAUAGCCUCUCAUCUAAUUUCAUUAAAAGCUGUUGAAAUUCAGCAUUACCAUUCAAUUUCUUUUCUUCAAUGAAAUCCUCGGUCUUUCUUAUUGCCGAUGUUGUACAAGUGGAAUUAAUCGCUCUUCCACAAACUUAUUUUUUAUUUUAUUUGGCCACAUAAAAGAAGAAGAAAUAGGUUUUUUUUUCCUUCCGUUUUUAUUGGAAAUUUGAGAGAAAGAGAGGAAAGGAAAGGAGAGAAAGAGAGAGCGAGCGAGGGAGAUUGUGUUGGAUUGAAUGCCAUAGAGAGAGAGAGAGAGAGGGAGAGAGAGUGUGUGGAAGAUCGUUAUGAUAAAGAGGCAAAGCCUGCGUUCAUCGUUAUUAUCAUUGUUUGAUCCGCAGCAGCACCGUAGUCGCUGCCGCCGCCAUCGCUUGGGGGUUCGUAGUUUAAUGGCUGCCGCCUCUUCACUGUUUCAAGGCGGAAACGAUCCAUUAUUAUUAAUGCUAUCCAAGAGAUUGCAAGCCCAAGCCCAUGCCCUCCUACAUCACCAUCAUCGCAACCAACACUAUCAUUCUUAUGCUUCUUCCUCCUCCUCCGCCUCCUCAAACCUAAUUGGCCGCUUUCCUUUUCCUUCUUCUUCUGUCGGAGGAGGAGGAGGAGCUACGUUGCUACUAAAUGGAAGAUGUGUCAAUGGGGGCCUGACUCUCAAGGGUUGCUCCUCCUCCGACAGUUGGGACUACAUCCGCAAAAAAAGGAUUGACGACAACAGCAGCAACAACAAUCAUCAUCAUCGUCAUCAUCAUCAUCAAAACCAUAACAAUGCAUUUCAGAAUGCUCAGGCAUUUGCUCCGAGCCUGCCACAGCUAGUUCGUGAUUCCGGGAUUGGAUUAGAAGAAGAUGAAUGCGAUGCUGCUGCUAGAUUUGCAUCAUGUGACCCUCGUAGCCCCCUUGGUUUCCCAGAUCAACCAUUCCCUGCCAAAAUUGUUGUUGCUGUUGACGUGGACGAGGUUCUCGGAAACUUUGUAUCAGCUCUAAAUAGGUUUAUUGCCGAUCGUUACUCUUUGAAUCACUCAGUCUCAGAGUACCACGUCUAUGAGUUCUUCAAGAUAUGGAACUGCUCCCGUGAUGAAGCUGAUACCCGUGUUCAUGAGUUCUUUAAGACGUCUUAUUUCAAGACAGGGAUUCAUCCAAUUCCAGGUGCUCGGCAGGCUCUCCAGAAGUUAUCAAGAUUUUGUAAUUUAUCAGUGGUGACGUCCCGCCAGAAUGCAAUCAGAGACCACACGAUCGAGUGGAUUGAGAAGCAUUACAAAGGGUUGUUCCAAGAGAUUCACUUUGGAAACCACUUUGCUUUGGAAGGGCAGUCUAGACCUAAAUCUGAUAUUUGCAGGUCAUUAGGAGCAAAGGUUUUGAUUGAUGAUAACCCUAGAUAUGCCAUGGAGUGUGCUGAAGUUGGAAUUAGGGUUCUACUUUUUGAUUAUGAGAAUUCAUACCCUUGGUGCAAGAUAGAGUCUGUUAAUCAACAUCCCUUGGUCACUAAAGUGAACAGUUGGGAAGAGGUGGAGCAUCAAUUAGUUUCCUGGAUUGUUUCAUGAAAGUUUUUAUCCCAUAACUGGUUCAGAACUCACCAUCACAGCAUAUAUUGAUUUGAUUGGGUGAAAAUGCUACACAUGGUAUUUUAUGAAGUAGAGCUCCAAGGGAAGCCAAAUAGGAUAGGAUUUUGGAUUAUAAUGGUAGCAGUAAUAUGCAAAUGUGAGUGAGAGAAUGUUUUUCUUUUAUCUACUCUCUCUCUCUCAAUAUAUAUAUAUAUAUAUUCUCUGGCCCCAC